AUGGGGGAUGUCCCGGACCCCUUGCCCCUCGUCACCCCCACCCUCGCCCCCCACCACUGCCCCGCGCUGGCCGCCAUGCCAAUCAUCUCCGCCGCCCUUCCACCCGCCCUAGCUCCCUCCGCCGAUCGCGCCGACCCCGUUCCCGCGCUUCCCCCCACGGUGCCUUCCCGCCUGCAGGCGCGGCUGUCCGCGCUUGGGCACGGCGCAGCCAGCAGUACGUGCCUGGCGGAAAUGCGCGCUCUCUCUCCCCCGCGCGGCUCCUGCUCCGAUGACGCGCUGCUGCGCCACAGCGCGGGUGCAGUGCCGAUUGGCGGAGGGGAUCGGGGAGGAGCGGGGGAGCUGGGGAACGAAGCGGAGGGAGGGGGAGUGGUGAUGGUGGGCAACGGAGUGGUGGUAGAUGUAGAGCGGUUGAAAGCAGCUCAAUACGAUGCAUGGAUGCUGAAGCACCCCUCCGCGCUCGCGAGUUUCGACCGCCUAGCGGCACUAAUGGAGGGGCGGCAGGUCGCGGUGUUCCUCGAUUACGACGGCACGCUGUCCCCGAUAGUGGACGACCCCGAUAAAGCCUAUAUGAGCUCUGCGAUGCGCGCGGCAGUGCGCGGCGUGGCUGCGCACUUCCCCGCGGCUAUCAUUAGCGGGCGCGGGCGCGAGAAAGUGCUAUCAUUUGUUCAGCUGCCCGAACUCUACUACGCGGGCAGCCACGGGAUGGACAUCAUGCUGCCCGCGCGCAAAGGGGAAGAGGCGGACGCGGAGGGGGAAGCUGAAGGGAACGCGGAAGAGAACGGGGUAGGGGGAGGGGGAGAUGGCGGAAAGGGGAAGGGGGGAGGGAGCAAGGGCGUGCACGUGCAAGGCGCGCAGAGUGUGGACGAGAGGGGGCAUCACGUGGUGCUGUUCCAGCCUGCUAGCCGGUUCGCUGGGCUCAUGAGUCAGGUGUGCGAUGAGCUGAGGGAGCGGUUGAAAGGGGUGCAGGGGGCGCACGUGGAGAACAACAAGUUCUGCGUCAGCGUGCAUUUCAGACGCGUGCCUGAGGAGCUGUGGGAGGAGCAGGCGGAGGUGGUGACUCAGUUGGUGGCACAGCACCCCGAGCUGCGCACCAGCCAUGGCAGGAAGGUGUUGGAGAUCCGGCCAGUGGUGGACUGGGACAAGGGCAAGGCCGUCGCCUACCUCCUCACCACCCUCGGGCUGAGUGGCGACGACUCAGUGCUGCCGGUGUACAUUGGAGACGACCGCACCGAUGAAGACGCCUUCAAGAUGCUGCAGGAGCGGGGGUCGGGGUGUGGCAUCAUAGUUUCCGCAGCACCCAAGCCAUCUGCUGCUACCUUCUCGCUCAGAGAUCCCUCCGAGGUGAAGCAGAACAGACCAUGCAGGGAGGGAUGGGAAGUGGUGGGGAGUGGUCAGAGAGGUGGUGGGGAGGGGCAGGGUGGGCUGGGGCGGAGUUGA
Molecule: messenger RNA, 1437 nt
Organism: Closterium sp. NIES-65
Lineage: Eukaryota; Viridiplantae; Streptophyta; Zygnematophyceae; Desmidiales; Closteriaceae
Source: the annotation of a GenBank genome assembly